This is a messenger RNA of Penicillium samsonianum, 2139 nucleotides long. Its product is annotated as ankyrin repeat domain-containing protein. Gene Ontology annotation, molecular function: protein binding. The coding region runs from base 1 to 2139 and encodes 712 amino acids. The record is from RefSeq and is a predicted model, not a curated record. Lineage: Eukaryota; Fungi; Ascomycota; Eurotiomycetes; Eurotiales; Aspergillaceae. The transcript has a single exon.
AUGCACCUAUCGGAUUUGCCAAAUGAGCUUGUAAUAUUGAUAGGCGAAUUUCUUGAUGAUGAAUAUUGCAUCAACGCACUCCUCCAAAGAUGCAGACGAUUUUAUCUACUACUGAAUCAUUCCCUCUACCAAUUUAACGUGCGCUACUCGCACGCCUGUUCUCUCGAAUGGGCUGCGAAAAAUGGCUACGAAGCAACUGCGCGAUAUGCACUGGAAGCUGGAGCUUCCCCUAAUGCCACUCACUAUGAAGACUGGCUUCCGAUGGCGCUAGCUUGCAUUCAUGGACACGAAGCUGUUGUGCGUUUGUUGCUAGACUACGGAGUCAAUCCAAAUUCAACUGAAAGCUGGCUUCAAGACCCUUCAAUUGAAGCCCGGAGCGAUGACGAAGGCUGCCCGUUGAUACUAGCAGCUGGUCGUGGGCAUGAAAAUGUUGUUCGGCUCUUGCUUUCUUACGGGGUCUCUCCAGAUAUCCGUUGUGAAGGUACCCACGGGCUUGAUAUCUCACCCCUUUCAAUGGCAGCAAGACAAGGCCAUCUAUCGAUUGUCAAACUCCUCGUCUCCCUCGGCUGCGAUGUUCAUAUCGAGGGCUGGGUUGGGUCAAGUAUUCUCGCUGAUGCGGCCUAUGGAGGCCAUUGCGGAGUCGUUCGGUUCUUACUAGAGACGAUCCCUGAUCUAGAGUCUCCUCAAACGGCUAGUGAAGCGCUAUUUAGGGCGGCCGAUGAGGGUCACUUGGAGACAGUCGAGCUUCUCCUAGAGCAUGGGAUGACUCCGACCCCAACCAUGGCAGGCCGGCCUCUACGUCCAUUGAUCAAGGCUGUACAACGUGAACACUACGUAGUAGUUGAUCAACUUCAGAGGUCUAUAGAUCUUCGUGCCUUUAUCGCGCACGGUGAGCCUGAUGAUGAUACCCAUAGACAGCUGCUCCUAGCUAGUGCUGCAUGCGGCUGGGAAGACCUAAUUGAAGAGUUGCUUGAGCGAGGCUGCUCAUCCGGUUUUCUUCACCCCCAGUCUAUGCUAUGGAGCAUCAAAGAAAAGCUCUCGGAACCGAUACAUCUUUCUUACCUAAUCCUACUCCACCCAUCGCCUCUAGCGUUGGCAGCCCAUCGAGGUCAUCAUAGGGCUGUCGAGCUGCUGCUCAACCACAACUCAUUGGUAAUUGAAAGAGAGCCAACCCCGCUGCUUUUAGCAAUUGACGGCGCCCAUACGGGGAUUGUCAAUACGAUUUUAAACAGCGGGGCAAAUCCAAAUCACCAAACCCAAAAUAAGGUCCCAGUGCUUUUUAAAGCUGUUCAAACGCCGGAAAUACUUCAAUUAUUGCUCGAUCGUGGAGCAGACCCUGGAAUAAAUGCAACUUAUGCCUUUAGUGCGCAUGAUCACGAAUCGAUUUUCGCGAGGGCGUUGAGAACUGGAAGUCUCACCGCGCUGCAUAUUCUACAACGGACGGCUUCAUUCAUACAGCCUCCGUGCGUUGAGGGCUCUCAUCCGAAGUCAUUCCUUGAGGCGGCUGCUCAAGGCGGCCCAUUGAUGAUACGAUAUCUUCUUGAUAGCAACUAUCAAGUUGUGCCAGGGAGUCAUGAAGUUGGGAGGGCGCUACGUAUUAUACUAUCUCGGGCAGAUACGGUCUCGUUGACUCUUCUAUUCGAGAGAGGACUAGUCGGCAACUUGACCGCAAUCGACAACGAAAGUUUGAUGGUGGUGGUAGAUUCACCAAACGAAGACUGUGAUGCUAUGGCUGCUACUCUGGACAUACUUAUAGCACAUGGAAUUGACGUCGAAGGGGGUAAAGAGUCCCCUCUGUAUGGUGUUGUUUUCAGGGAGAGAACGACCAAUUUCUGCCAACUAUUAUUGGAUCGAGGGGCCGACCCACUCCGAGCUCGUGGAAAAUUUGGCACCGCCCCUUUGGGAAAGGCAGCGAGGCAUGGGUACAAGAAUUUAUUGCGAAUUAUGCUGAAAAUUCUGGAUCGGCGGAACAUUCCACUUGAGGAAUUGCAACCGAAGUUGGCUGAGGCAGAGUGGGAGGCAGAGUUAGGGCAAGAGGACAUUUUGGUAGAACACGAUGUGCGACCACUUUUACGCCGUUUCUACUGGCGAAAAAAGUAUCAAGACAUGCCAACAUCCCGGCUAGACCGAGAGGGCUAA